Trichoderma breve is the source of this 1170-nucleotide messenger RNA. RefSeq lists its product as uncharacterized. The record is from RefSeq and is a predicted model, not a curated record. The transcript is spliced from 5 exons. Lineage: Eukaryota; Fungi; Ascomycota; Sordariomycetes; Hypocreales; Hypocreaceae. The coding region runs from base 1 to 1170 and encodes 389 amino acids.
AUGGCGACGAAUUCGACGCUGAGUCCAGAGUACUUGGCUGAGUCCAAGACGGGCUUGGUCACGACCAUGUAUGCGAUUCCCAUUGCGCUCGAGGCGCUCAGCACUGGGUGGCGGCUAUGGGCGUCAGCAUCUGCACAGUCGGGAUUUUGGUUUUCAUUUGAUGACUAUCUCAUGCUUUUUGCGACGUUGGUGGCGAUGACUGUGUGCGUGCUUGGGAUUGUAUAUGGACCACCGAAUGGACUUGGACGCCAUAUAGAGGCUCUAUCAGAGCACCAAGUACAACAGUUUCUCAAGGGAGACUACAUCUUUAGUCACUUUUACGACAUCGCCAUCGCCUUCACAAAGCUCUCUAUCUUAGCGUUAUAUUACCGUAUCUUCAUCACACGCAAAUUCAGACACAUCGUCCUCGGCACUGCCUGCUUCGUGAUCGUCUGGGUCAUUGUCAUGGAGGUGACGCUGGGCUUUGGAUGUCGGCCCAUCAAGGCAUGGUGGGGUGAGGCAAAGGGGAAGUGCAUCAACAAGGAAGCCUUUACGUAUUUCACCAAUGUAACGAACAUGGUAAUCGACCUGUGGGUGUUUCUGAUGCCGAUCCCGGUGAUACUGGGGCUUCAGGCGGCCAAGGAGAAGAGGAUUAUCCUGUGCCUCAUGUUUGGAGUUGGACUGGCAGUGUGUGCGAUUAGCGCGGCGAGGCUAUCCUUUGUGUUUGGCGUUGCAUCUGCUGAUUUUACAUGGAACGAGGCGUCUCUGGGAAUCUUAUCGGCCUGGGAGCCCUGCUGUGCCAUUCUGUGCGCAAACUUCCCCCCAAUAUACCGGCAUCUCGUCAUCAUCAGCGAAUUCCUCCGAGCCGGUGUCCGGAACGUGACGCAGUGGACGGUGACGCAGUCCCGGAGCGCCGCAACGGGCGUCAGCUCCGAUCGGCACGGCGGUUCCAAGGGUAAGGGCGAGGUGCAGCAUCACGACUGGGCUAAGCUGAAUCACAGCGGUGCCUUUACGGGCGAGACGAACCGCACCGUUACGGAAGUAUCUGCGCAAGGGCCGCCAAGCGAUGCGGUUGAGAUGGAUGGAGUGAAGGUGGGAGGGAUCAUGGUGGAGAGGGCGUUUACGCAGGUGAGCGCGCAGGAUGUGGAGGCGGCGUCUUCGUCGAGGGAUAUAGAAGAGGGCAAAGAAUGA